This is a messenger RNA of Pleuronectes platessa (European plaice), 2991 nucleotides long. Its product is annotated as acetylcholinesterase. Gene Ontology annotation, molecular function: acetylcholinesterase activity. Gene Ontology annotation, cellular component: plasma membrane. The record is from RefSeq and is a predicted model, not a curated record. The transcript has 10 exons. Bases 131 to 1915 code for a protein of 594 amino acids. NCBI's taxonomy places the organism in Eukaryota, Metazoa, Chordata, Actinopteri, Pleuronectiformes, Pleuronectidae. Gene Ontology annotation, biological process: choline metabolic process; acetylcholine catabolic process.
GACAGGGCUUGUCCGACGGACUCUGAGGGCUUCAGAGUCCACGCCUUCUUCACCUUCGUCUUCAUCACCGCUUUGCGUUCUCAUCCGCUCCACACAGGCGCACAAAAACCGUCAUUUGUAAGGAUUUUCUAUGGCGACGGUCCCUCCGUAUAUGCACUUUGCCACUCUUCUUCUGCUGCUUCAUUUCCUGGCUGCAUCACCCAUCACUCAAGAUGACCUGGUAAUCAAUACAAGUCAUGGGAAAGUUCGAGGGAAGUUGCUUCCAGUGCUCGGUGGUAAUGUCCGAGCAUUUCUUGGGAUUCCUUAUGGAAAACCACCGCUGGGAAAACUGCGAUUCAAAGCUCCGAUGCCAGUAGAGAGAUGGGAAGUGGUGAAAGACGCUAUCGCAUUCCCGAAUUCUUGCUACCAGCUGCCGGAUACAGCCUUUCCAGGGUUUAAAGGUGCAGAGAUGUGGAACCCCAACACUCCUCUGAAUGAGGACUGUCUGUACCUAAAUGUCUGGUCCCCACAUGUUAAUAAAACCCAGCCUCAGCCCCCAGCGCCGGCUCCUGUCCUCGUUUGGAUCUACGGAGGCGGGUUUGUUCAAGGAACGUCCUCUCUGGACCUUUAUGACGGCCGCUUCCUCGCUAAAUCUGAAGGUGUUGUUGUGGUGUCAAUGAAUUACAGACUUGGAGCUUUUGGUUUCCUUUCUCUUCCUGACAACAACAACAUCCGCGGCAACGCAGGUCUGCUGGACCAGCGCUUAGCCCUCCAGUGGGUGGCCAAUAAUAUUGCUGCUUUUGGAGGUGACCCUUCAAAGGUGACUCUGUUUGGAGAGAGUGCUGGGUCAGCAUCUGUGGGCUUUCACCUGCUGUCCCCAGGGAGCCAUGCCCUUUUUCAGAGGGCCGUGAUGGAGAGUGCCUCUCCCAAUGCACCCUGGGCCACAAUUAGCCAGACUGAGUCCUGGAACAGGGCCUUGAUGCUGGCAAAGUCACUGGGGUGUCCCACGGCCAAAUCAGCUGAACUGGAAACUUGUCUGCAGAAGGCUGACGCUGGGAAAAUCACAUCGCAGCAAUACAACGACCUCACACAGGAUUCGGUCUUAGGCCUGCCCUUUGUUCCUGUUGUUGAUAAGGACUUCCUACAAGAUACACCUGAAGUGCUGCUGAGAACCGGUAAACUCCCAAAGAAAGAAGUGCUACUUGGUGUCAACAAAGACGAGGGGACCUACUUCCUACUUUAUGGAAUGCCUGGAUUCAACCUCACUGGUCAGAGUCUGAUCACCAGGAACGAGUUUCUGCAGGGAGUCACCAACACAAUGUCAUACGCAAGUAAGGUUGUGAGAGAAGCCGCCAUUCUCCAGUACACUGAUUGGACGGAUGAGGAUAACAGGAUGAAAAAUCGGGACCUACUGGGUAGUCUGGUUGGAGACCAGCUUUUCAAUUGUCCAGUGAUUGAGUUUGCUCAAAGGUACUCACAACAUGGUGGCAAGACCUACAUGUAUUUGUUUGACCACCGGUCGUCCGUCAACCCCUGGCCAGCGUGGAUGGGCGUGAUGCACGGCUACGAGAUUGAAUUUGUCUUUGGGAUGCCUCUGAAUGCGUCCCUGGGUUACACGAAGAAUGAAGUGAACAUGACUAAGAAGAUUAUGAAACACUGGGCCAACUUUGCCCGAACAGGGGAACCAGGGAUUGAUGGAUCUAACUGGCCCACGUUCACCCCUCAGCAGCAGGGCUAUGUGACUCUGAACUACAGCCCUCCAGAACACAGGACAAUGAUGAAGCCUCAAGAGUGCCAGCUGUGGAACAAAUUAAUACCUAGUCUACAGAGGGUCUCAGAUGAUCUCCAGUCUUGUGUACAUGCAAAUGGGAUUAUAGUCUGCUGUAAUUACGGAUUCCUUCUCAUUUUACUGGUUACUGCUUUACUGGUUUUCUAGAGGGAAGAGAACUCUCUUUCAUACAGUUUAGUGAAUAUAAAAAAUUCAUAAAAAAGAAUGAACAAAACAUGGUCUCUGCUACUGUUAUAAUUCAUUUAUUUGAUUAGUGCAUUAUUUGUCCAUAAUAAUUAGAUUGUAUUAAUAUUUUUCUUCAUCAUUGAAUAUUAUUAAAUGGUCUGUAUUUGUAUAAAUGGUCUCUACUUAUAUAGCGCUCCUCUAUUCUUGAUGACAACUCAAAGCGCUUUACAGUACAGUUUUUUUGGGCCGUCCAAACAUUCAGACACAGACUCAUUCUAUAUCUUAGUAUCUUGCCCAAGGACACUUCGGCAUGCAGAUGGGGAAGACUGGAAUCGAGCCGCCGACCUUUUGGUUAGAGGGCGACCGCUUUUAACUCCCAGAAUCACAGCCGCCCUAAAUGCAGUAAUAAAUAAGAGGGAUUUCAAUGUUGCAGUUGGUUGUGGUGGGAUAAUUUUUACCAAUUAGUUCAAACUGUUGUGAAUAUUAUUCUGUAAUAAUCACAUCUUUUGUUAAUUAAAAGCAUCCACUAGAAGUUAAACAAAAACUCAGUGGAAUACAAAGGUGCAUUAUUUCACAAUAAAAUGGAGAAUGUCUAAAAUUGCAAUACUCACAUUAAGUACAAAUACUUCAAACCUAAACAAAAAAAUAAUUACAUAUGGUAUUAAAGUUAACUUAAUUAUUUUCCACAACUGAUUGGAUUGAUUUGUUUAGUUAAAGGAAUAGUUUAGCUUGAACCCUAAACUCAAUCUAAGACAAUGCUGACAAUUUUUUUUCUUUUUAUAUUGGAAUUUCAUUUUCAGAACAGGAACUCUGAACGAGCUGAUGGGCCAUUCCAAUCAACAGGGGGAAAAACAAUAUUAAAGAUCUGAGGUUAACAAACCUCCAAUCCUACAUUUUUUUUCAAAGCCAUGUUAAUUUGCCUUCUUUUUUCUUGUUGUUCCUGUCUUUCUUUCAAACAUGUGAAUUUUGUAAAUGGAACGUCAAUGUGAAACAAUCAGGGAUGCUCUGGAUUUGUAUGUUUUAUUGCACUGAUCAUUAAAGGCCAUGUAUUGAUCAUU